AUGGAGCGGGACGUCCAAGGGAAACCACACUGGCAGGCGUCUGAGCGCAAGCGACCCCCGGACCCGACCAUUGCUGUCGUCCCGCAAUCACGACAGUUUUUGCUACGCAGAGCACUCGUCACGAUGGGCCUCCCUCUGUUCCUCCUCUCGGCGCUCUUCCUGGCCCUGAACGCGUUCAAUGUCGCGGCAGACGACAUCGACGCGGCAGGCGGCCAUGGCCGGCUCGCGGGCAAGCCAAACUUCAUCUUCAUCAUGACCGACGACCAGGACCUGCACCUCAAUUCGCUCGACUACCAGCCGCUCCUCAAGAAGCACUUCACCGACAAGGGCACCUUCUUCAAGAAGCAUUUCUGCACCGUGUCGCUGUGCUGCCCUUCGCGCGUGUCGCUGCUCACGGGCAAGGCCGCCCACAACACCAACGUCACCGACGUCAGCGCUCCGUAUGGCGGUUACAACAAAUUCGUCGCCGAGGGCCACAAUGACAAAUACCUUCCCGUCUGGCUGCAGGCCGCCGGCUACAACACCUACUACACCGGCAAGCUCAUGAACGGGCAUACCAUCCAGACAUACAACAAGCCCCUCGCCAAGGGAUGGACCAGGUCCGACUUCCUCAUCGACCCCAACACGUACCGCUACCUCAACGCGUCGACGGUUCUCGACAACGGCAAAUUCAAGUUCAACCCGGGCAAGUACUCCACCGACCUUGUCUCCGACCGGGCCGUCGAGUUCCUCGGCAACGCCAUCGACGCCCAGAAGCCAUUCUUCCUCGGCGUCACGCCCAUCGGCCCUCACUCGGAGACGGUCCUCGGCGAGGCCGGAGGCACCAAGUUCCUGGCCCCAAUUCCGGCCGACCGCCACAAGGACCUCUUCUCGUGCGUCAAGGUCCCCCGCGGUGGCAACUUUAACCCCGACCAGCCCGGCGCCGUCAGCUUCUUCGACAUCCCCAAGCUCAACAACGACCAAAUCAAGUACAACGACAACUUCUAUCGCCGCCGCCUGCAAUCCCUGCAGGCCGUCGACGAGCUGGUCGACAACAUCGUCACCAAGCUCGAGGCCCACCCGGAGGUCCUCGCCAACACGUACCUGUUCUACACAUCCGACAACGGCUUCCACAUCAGCAACCACCGUCUGCCACCGGGCAAGACCUGCAGCCGCGAGGAGGACAUCAACAUCCCCUUCAUCGCGCGCGGGCCGGGCAUCGCCGCUGGCAAGGUCGCCUCGUUCCCGACGUCGCACACCGACCUGGUUCCCACGUUCUUUGAGCUUGCGGGCAUUCCUCUGCACGAGGACUUUGACGGCAUUCCGAUCCCGCUGACGCAGCAGAGCCUGCGGCAUAACAGGGUGAAGCAUGAGCACGUCAAUGUCGAAUUUUGGGGCUCUGGACUGGCUGAGGGCACUGCCUUCCCCAACUUGAGCAACAAGUUCUCCAACAACACGUACAAGACCGUGCGUGUAGUCGGCGACAAGUACGACUUCUCCUACAGCGUCUGGUGCACCAACGAGCACGAGCUGUACAACAUCAAGGACGACCCGUCGCAGCUCAAGAACCUGUACGGUUCCAAGGGCAAGACCUCUGGCUUCUCCAUCCCAGAGCUCACGGCCCGCCUCGACGCCUUGCUGCUCACCCUCAAGAGCUGCAAGGGCAAGGCCUGCCGGGAGCCGUGGCAGACACUCUUCCCGAAGGGCGACGUCAAGAACUUGCGCCAGGCCCUGGACCGGCGCUACGACCAUUUCUUCCUGAACCAGCAGGAGAAGGUGACUUUUUCCCAGUGCCUGAAGGGCUACAUCACGUCUGCCGAGGGCGCGCUGGCGCCCAUCCCGUAUGGCAGCAAGGGUGUGGAUGAGGCCCUUGAGGCGCGUUGGGAGGACAUGGUAUGA
Purpureocillium lilacinum is the source of this 1878-nucleotide messenger RNA. RefSeq lists its product as uncharacterized. NCBI's taxonomy places the organism in Eukaryota, Fungi, Ascomycota, Sordariomycetes, Hypocreales, Ophiocordycipitaceae. Gene Ontology annotation, molecular function: glycosaminoglycan binding; N-acetylglucosamine-6-sulfatase activity; arylsulfatase activity. Gene Ontology annotation, biological process: phenol-containing compound metabolic process. The record is from RefSeq and is a predicted model, not a curated record.